UUUAAAAGGAUGAGCUUAGACAGCUUCUUGCAGACGUUAAGUUAGACUACUUUCAGAAGUGUUUAAAAAAAGCACGAUUCCACAUCAUUUUUAAAGACACCCUGAAGCUUGAAACAUCACUGCUGAAAAAUAAUAUACAUUGAUCCUCACGUGGGGCUCUUAAUUUAAAGUGACGACGAAUAUUUCAGUUAGGUAAUAUGGCAACUUUUCCUAGCAAAGUAACACCGAGAGUCGACAUCAGCGACCAGUCUCUUUUAGUUCCGGGUUCAGAUCAUAGUCACCAAUCACAUUUAGUACCAUUAGGAAAACAGACGGAUUUUCUAUAUGAUGAUGUCAAAACUGUUCUAGAUGUGCCUACAAGAGCUUAUCGAUUAUCAGGAAAUGGUCCUUGUUUCGGCUAUAGAAUAGGAAAAUCAGAGUACACAUGGAUAAGUUUUGGUGAAUUCAUGGAACGUGCCAGAAACUUUGGUUCCGGCUUAGUUAACAUAGGAAUGCAGCCAGGUCAAUCAACAUUCAUCGGAAUUUACGCGCGGAACUGCCUUGAGUGGGUCGUGACUGAAUAUGGUUGCUACAAUCAAUCGGUGGUAACAGUUCCACUUUAUGAUACACUCGGACCAAAUGCUUGCGCCUUCAUCAUAAAGCAAGCGGAGAUCUCGAUUGUGAUCUGCGAUACGGAAGCAAAAGCCCGUUCCUUACUGGAAAAGAGGGAUAACUAUCCAUGUUUAAAGCAGCUUGUGGUUACGAAUGAAGUUUCCGAUGAAGUAAAAGAACUCGCGAGGAAAAUGGAAGUCAACCUGCACUUGUUCAAUGAAAUUGAAAAAAGAGGAAAAUUAAAUCCUUCACCUACAGUAGCUCCAUCUCCUUCAGAUAUAGCCACUAUAUGUUACACUAGUGGCACUACGGGAGAUCCGAAAGGUGUCAUGAUAACUCACUUUAAUUUAAUUGUUACAGCCACUGCUAAAAUCUUUCAUUUGGGUGAUGCAGCUCCCGGCAAAGGAGAUUCUUAUUUGUCUUUCUUACCUCUUGCUCACAUGAUGGAGAGGAUUAUUCAGGUGAUUCUACUAUUAAAUGGAGGGAAAAUAGGUUUCUUUAGUGGUGAUCUCAGUCUAUUGGUGGAUGACCUGAAGGCUUUGAAACCAACACAUAUAGCUGUGGUUCCUCGUUUAUUAAACAAAAUAUAUGACAAGGUAAUGACAGAGGCAAGCAGUAGCAUUUUAAAGAAAUCACUCCUGAAUUUAGCUCUUCGGAGGAAGCAAAAUGAUGUAAAUAGGCAGAUCAUAAGGAAGAAUAGCCUUUGGGAUCGUCUGAUAUUUAAACGUAUCCGCCAAAUUAUGGGAGGCCGAGUUCAAGUUCUUAUUGCUGCUGGAGCACCGUUAGCUGGAAAUGUUCAAAAUUUCUUCCGCUGUGCAUUAGGCUGUGUGGUUCUCCAAGCCUAUGGUCAAACAGAAGUAUCUGGUGCAUGUACAAUGCAAACUGUGGGAGAUUACUCCGUAGAUGGGCUUCUUGAUGUAGCGGAAAUGGGAUAUUUUUCAAAUAACAAUCAAGGGGAGAUAUGCAUUCGAGGUCCUAGCUUAUUUCAAGGAUAUUUUAAAAAUCCUGAGAAAACUUCAGAAGCGUUAGACGAAAAUGGAUGGCUUCAUACAGGAGAUAUAGGAAUGUGGUUGCCGAACGGAACUUUGAAAAUAAUCGACAGGAAGAAGAAUAUUUUCAAGCUUGCUCAAGGAGAGUACAUCGUCCCAGAGAAAAUAGAAAGCAUCUACUUAUCAUCGCAAUUCAUUACACAGAUAUUUGUUCAUGGUGAAAGUUUGCAGGCCUCAUUAGUUGCUAUAGCAGUUCCAGAUCAGGACGUUCUAACAGAAUGGUGUAAGAACAAUUCAAUAAAAGGCACCUGGAAGAAAAUCUGUGAGAAUAAGACUGUAAAACAAUUUUUACUGGAUGAUAUUACCAAGCUGGGGAAGGAAGCUGGACUUAAGUCUUUCGAACAGGUGAAAGACAUUUAUUUGCAUCCUGAACCAUUUACCGUAGAAUCCGGUUUACUCACGCCUACCAUGAAGACGAAAAGGCCAGAAUGUCGAAAAUACUUCUCAUUUCUAAUUGACGACAUGUAUAAAAAUAUGCAAAAAGUUUGACUCGUUAAUGAACAAAGUUCUUAAUCACAAAUAAUUUAACAUCAUUUCGAUUCUUUUUCAUUGCUUAUCAAUGUUUAAACAACAUUACAGGCCAGUUUUUAAAAUGUAUGUUAUAUUAAAAUGUAAAUUUCAAAAUUUUCUCUGUCCCUCCCCCCAAAAAAUGGGAGCGGGACAAGAAAUAAACAAACCCACAAACCGUC
Stegodyphus dumicola is the source of this 2329-nucleotide messenger RNA. RefSeq names its product long-chain-fatty-acid--CoA ligase 5-like. The record is from RefSeq and is a predicted model, not a curated record. Gene Ontology annotation, cellular component: endoplasmic reticulum; membrane. Lineage: Eukaryota; Metazoa; Arthropoda; Arachnida; Araneae; Eresidae. Gene Ontology annotation, molecular function: long-chain fatty acid-CoA ligase activity. Gene Ontology annotation, biological process: fatty acid metabolic process.